This is a messenger RNA of Magallana angulata, 1607 nucleotides long. RefSeq lists its product as uncharacterized. Lineage: Eukaryota; Metazoa; Mollusca; Bivalvia; Ostreida; Ostreidae. Bases 40 to 1053 code for a protein of 337 amino acids. The transcript has a single exon. The record is from RefSeq and is a predicted model, not a curated record. Gene Ontology annotation, molecular function: metal ion binding.
UAGCCUAAUAAUAUUUCUUCAAAUUUCUUAUUUCACGAGAUGUUGAGAGCUAGCAAAGUUAGGACGUCGAAGUCCAAGAGCCCUUAUGCCAGACCUCCCACGAGGGGAGCGGUUGUAGCCUCCCGGGCGUCUACACGGAUGCCAAAUGUGACUUCGUCCUCCAGCGGUCCUUCCACAAUUGCAGUUACCGAGUCUACAGGUAGAAUAUAUGAUAGAAGCCAAAGUUUGCCAGUCCCGGUAGUACAACCAACUGUACAACCUGUUCUAGACCGGGCAAGGGCCCCAUCGGAUCAGACGGUCGAGCCUUCAGUAGCAGGAUCUAGCACCAAUACAGGUACAGAUUGUUUGUUCGACAUUGAAAACCCCACACCUUUCCAUAGUGUAGUAUCGUCACUUGGGGCUCAUGUACCCAUAGCAUUGAAAGAAAAGAUAUGGAAUAACGAUUAUAUUGCACUUAACAAGUUGUUAAUGAAAGAACCUGCAUCAGAUAUUCAGCAUCAUAUUGUAUAUCAUGAUGGGGCGAUUCAGGUCAAACCAAAAUACAAAGAUGAAACAAUAGUGUCCAUUUCACAAUGGACAGAUGCUUUUCUAAUUUUUGCUUCGAUUUAUUGUGCCAAGCAUUCUUUGCAAGCUGUUCAUUUAUUUCGAUACAUGGCUACAAUUAGGAAAGGCGCAGAGCGUUCACCAAAUUCUUGUAACUGGAGGGAAUACGAUGUUCAAUUUAGGUUGAAAAAAUCAAUUGAUUCCAGUCUCAGCUGGGGUUCAGUUGAUGCAGAAUUAUGGCUGUUUUACAUGCAGCCGGUAGUCCAAAAUAACAUUCCAACCCCUACAAAGCAGUUUAAAUGCUAUUCUUACAAUUUUCAGGGAGUAUGUGAAAAACAAAACUGUAGGUUCUUGCAUAUUUGUGUCAAGUGUAAUGGUUCACAUCCUUCUUUGAAUUGUAGAUAUUCCCAGAAUAACAGUACGGGUAAACAAUACCCCCCAGUUAAGCCCGCAUCACAGCAAUUCCGCCCUAGAUUCCCACAGAGAUCAUUCCGCCCAAUUACACAAUAAAUUAUGGCAAUUGGGAUCUACUCCAAUAAAAGUUAAUAAUCUUCACAAGUUAGUUAGAAGUUAUCCAGACAGAAAAGUUGCACACUUGUUAGCACAGGGUUUUGAGGGAGGAUUUUUAUUAAACUAUCAUGGCCCUAGAAUUAAGGUUGAGUUUAGGAAUAUGAAGUCUGCGAUUCAACACUCUAAUGAAUUGGCAGAAAAGAUUAAGAAGGAAAUAGAUCUUGGUAGAGUUUUAGGUCCUUUUUCAGCCCCACCAAUAUCAAAUUUAAGAUGUAACCCAGUUGGUUUAUUACCAAAAAAGCAAGGUGGAUGGCGUAUGAUUACAAACUUGUCCCAUCCAUUUGGAGAGAGUGUUAAUGAUUACAUUGAUCAGCAAUUUUGUUCCGUCAACUACUCUUCAUUUGAUGAUGCAAUUAACAUAAUUCAAACAAAGGGACAAGGGGCCCUCAUGGCAAAAAUGGAUAUUUCUAGUGCUUUUAGGCUUUUACCAAUAAGUCCAAGAGAAUUUUGUCUGCUUGGUUUCAAGUUUGAUAAAUCAUAUUACAUAGACAAGU